AUGUGGUUGAUUUACCCCCACACUCGGGAGAUGUCGUGUGACCCGGGUGUUGGACUAGACGCCUUCUUCCAUGCGCUUUACACCAGGAAGGAAAAGAUAAUGGUUUUGUUGGGCAGUGCAUGCUCUGACGUCACGGAAUCCUUGGCCAAAGUGGUUCCUUAUUGGAAUAUGGUACAGGUUUCCUUUGGCUCUACUUCGCCUGCACUCUCUGACGAGCAGGAGUUCCCACGUUUCUUCAGGACGGUGGCACCAGACUCCUCUCACAAUGCUGCGAGAAUAGCUCUACUGAAGCAGUUCUCUUGGGCUACUGUGUCAACCUUCUCUCAAAACGAGGAUAUACACUCUUUGGUAAGUAGACAACUUUGUAAAAUCAAUUCAAACACUAUGUGCGUACAGAUUUGA
Nezara viridula (southern green stink bug) is the source of this 402-nucleotide messenger RNA. Lineage: Eukaryota; Metazoa; Arthropoda; Insecta; Hemiptera; Pentatomidae. The record is from the annotation of a GenBank genome assembly.